Messenger RNA from Helobdella robusta, 258 nucleotides. RefSeq lists its product as hypothetical. The transcript has a single exon. Lineage: Eukaryota; Metazoa; Annelida; Clitellata; Rhynchobdellida; Glossiphoniidae. The record is from RefSeq and is a predicted model, not a curated record. Gene Ontology annotation, molecular function: protein binding. The annotation marks the transcript as partial.
AUUACUAACUUGAAAACAUUAAUUUUAAGAGGGAACUGGUUGAAAUCGUUUGCGCCCUCAUUCUACACGCCAUUUAAAAAUUUAGAAGUUCUUGAUAUAGGAAACAAUUUCUUAACAAGUCUGAACUGGACCCACAUGACUCAAACACUGAAGAGUCUGAAUGAUCUUCGUCUCGAUCACAACAGGAUGCAAAUAAUUUCCGAAUCGGCUGAGACGUUGUUUCAAACAGUGAACAAACUGCAUUUGGGAUUUAAUAAA